UCUCUCAAGACGCAGGAGGACUGUCACGUUAGUUGUCUUGAGGGCAGUUUUGAAACUACCUACCACAGUUAAUGCGGAGUGUCUCCGUCGUUAACUCUCAGAGCAUGAAAGCGUUAAGAUUUGGGCUAACCAUUGUUCGACAUGGGGAAACUCCGUACAAUAAACAAGGCCUGCUACAAGGCCAGGCUAUAGAUUCACCCUUGUCUGAGAUCGGGCUGCAGCAGGCCGAGGCUGCGGGCCGUUACCUGAAAGAUGUCAAGUUCAGCAACGUGUUUGUCAGUGAUAUGCUGCGGGCCCAGCAGACCGCUGAAGCAAUAAUGAAACACAACAGCAGUUGUUCGGGCCUACAGAUGGUGUCUGACCCUUUACUUAAAGAGAAAAGCUUUGGGAUAGCAGAGGGGGGGCGAGUGCAGGACUUAAAAGAGAUGGCCAAAGCAGCCGGUCAGUCGUUUCCAGGCUUCACCCCUCCAAACGGAGAGACUCAGGACCAGGUGAAGGAACGGGCCAAAGAGUUUUUGGAGAAAAUGCUUCAGAAAAUUGGGGCCGAACACUGGCACAACAGAGGGGAGGAUGAAACCUCCCUAUCUGCUCCCCAAGAAACAUCUCCUCCGGAGGGAAAGGCUGACGAUGGCGUCAGGGGCUUCCCCGUCCAUGCUUUGGUUGUCACCCACGGGGCCUACAUAUGCGUGGCAGUCCGCUACUUUGUGGAAGAGUUAGAUUGCUCCUUGGCUCCGAGUUCUGAUAAAGCACAUAUGUUCUCUUUAAGUCCCAACACAGGUCUGUGUCGGUUUGUACUAACCAUUAGAAAAGAGGACGGCAGGUUCAAAUUGUCAGAGAUCCGCUGUGUGUUCGCCCACAGAGGGGACCAUGUUAACUAGGAGCUGGAUGAACGCAGAUUUUUAAGGAAUGUAUAGAAGAUAACUAAAAGAGAAAGGAAAGGAAAUGUGAAAAAGCUCCAGCGACUGAACACUGUUUACAAUUUAAAUAAUUUUCUGUAUUUAGGUUCUGUAUUUAUUUUUAUUUGGUGCCUCGUAACCUCAGUAUUGUUAAUACGGAAAUUGAUGAAUGAACAAAGUUUAACCUAGUUGUUUAGUAUAAGCAUGUUCUGACAAUGAAAUGAUCAAAUAACCUAAUUCAAGUAUUUAAUUUAAUUUACCAGUGGCAGUGUCUAAAAAACCAUUAUAAAAUGCUUAAAUUAAUUCAGUUUACACCAAAAUAUGGAUUAAACAAUACAUAUAAUGUAUCCCCAUUCAUUUAUACUGCGACCUUUAAGAUAUGUGUAAUAUUAAGUAUUUAAGUACUGUUUCAUGAGUUGAGUGCCUUCGUUUAAAGUCAGAUUGACAGUUUGUGUUGCAGGGGAAUGUCAUCAUCACUUUGUUACUGUCUGGCUGUUCAUUACUGUAAAUGUGGGCAGCUUUGUGCUCUAAUGAGUGUGUGUUUCUAUUUUUACUCUCCGGAACUUCAUAGAUUUUACGUAUGAAUACAGAGCAGAACUGCGACAGUGUUGACUUUUUGGAAAUCAGUGACUUUUUCAUUGUUGUGAAUUAACACUUCGGUCAACAAGGACAAAGGCAUUGCAUGCCACAUGUUGUACUGUAGCAUGUAUGCACGGUUUCUCUGCUUAUCACUCCACUCUGAGUGUAAAACUAAAAUAUUUAUAGUAGAUAAACAUUACUACUUCUAUAACACAAUCAAGAGAAUAACUGGAUUGUAUUAAAAAAAUUUUUUUUAAAUAUUAUAACGGAGGAAUGCUGUCAGACUUGUGCAGUUUAGUAUAUUUCUUGAAUAAGAUAAUAUAGCUGUUACCUGUUUCUGUAUCAUAGUGCUAUGUGUGGAAACUUGCCAAAAACAAUAAAAGAUAUAUUUUUCUGUUAAACUCCUUAAAUAAAACCCACAUUUAGUCCACGCAGGGUCUCAUCUGUUCACCUCCACGUGAUAUAUAGCUUCGAUUUUACAUAUAAAGGCCCUAGAAUGUUUUUAUAACAGCUUGCAUGCUCCUUCAUUUACAUGGUUGUUUGAUAUGCAUUACCUCAGUUGGGAAUUGUUUGUCCAGGUCUAAUAUUUGCCAUUACAUAACCAAUUGGCUGUGUGCAUAAUAACCAUGUGAUUUUUGUGGCCUUUCAAAUGGUUGGUAGGCAAAAGAUGUUGUUUUUAGUACCUGGUACAUUACAUCUCUCCUUGUUUUAUACAAGGUUAAUGUUCUUUGUCCAUUAUCCCUGUUCAAAUAAAGAAAUUCAGUCCCGUUC
Molecule: messenger RNA, 2246 nt
Organism: Morone saxatilis (striped sea-bass)
Lineage: Eukaryota; Metazoa; Chordata; Actinopteri; Moronidae
Gene: tigara
Product: TP53 induced glycolysis regulatory phosphatase a
Exons: 6
Coding region: 72-878 (268 amino acids)
Biological process (GO): fructose 1,6-bisphosphate metabolic process; positive regulation of DNA repair; fructose 2,6-bisphosphate metabolic process
Cellular component (GO): cytosol
Molecular function (GO): fructose-2,6-bisphosphate 2-phosphatase activity
Source: RefSeq, a predicted model, not a curated record